CUGCCGGAAGUGAAUUGCCAAAUGACUGUCCUAUUGGAUUCAUAUGGCAACCCUGUUGGCUUUGACAAGUGAAUUUCAUACAAAAGCACUUUGAGGUUAUAUUUAUUGUUAAAUUUGCGUCGCUUUGCUUCUGCCGGAGCGGUUUCUACUUAUUUCCUUUUAGAUUACCCGGAAACAUGGCAGCCGAAGAGGAACAAAUUCAAAUAAUCCCCGUCAAGGAGCCUCUUGACCUCAUCAGACUCAGCUUGGAUGAAAAGAUUUACGUAAAAAUGCGGAAUGAACGAGAACUUCGGGGAAGGCUGCAUGCUUUCGAUCAGCAUUUAAAUAUGGUCCUGGGCGACGCUGAAGAGACAGUAACUACUGUAGAAAUCGACGAGGAAACGUACGAAGAAGUCUAUAAAACUACCAAGCGAACUAUUCCGAUGCUUUUCGUACGAGGCGACGGUGUUAUUCUAGUUUCGCCACCGAUGAGAGUCGGUUAAAAGUUGUAAAUGACAUUUUGAAUUAAUUUAAAUGAAUAAACUAUUGGAUAGAAGCCUUCAA
Hermetia illucens (black soldier fly) is the source of this 543-nucleotide messenger RNA. It is a transcript of the gene LSm3, whose product is annotated as U6 snRNA-associated Sm-like protein LSm3. NCBI's taxonomy places the organism in Eukaryota, Metazoa, Arthropoda, Insecta, Diptera, Stratiomyidae. The record is from RefSeq and is a predicted model, not a curated record. Gene Ontology annotation, biological process: mRNA splicing, via spliceosome; P-body assembly. Gene Ontology annotation, cellular component: precatalytic spliceosome; catalytic step 2 spliceosome; U4/U6 x U5 tri-snRNP complex. The coding region runs from base 177 to 482 and encodes 101 amino acids. The transcript has 3 exons. Gene Ontology annotation, molecular function: RNA binding.